Calliphora vicina (urban bluebottle blowfly) is the source of this 1526-nucleotide messenger RNA. RefSeq names its product empty spiracles (gene ems). Gene Ontology annotation, molecular function: DNA-binding transcription factor activity, RNA polymerase II-specific; RNA polymerase II cis-regulatory region sequence-specific DNA binding. The record is from RefSeq and is a predicted model, not a curated record. Gene Ontology annotation, biological process: regulation of transcription by RNA polymerase II; central nervous system development; neuron differentiation. Bases 71 to 1513 code for a protein of 480 amino acids. Gene Ontology annotation, cellular component: nucleus. Lineage: Eukaryota; Metazoa; Arthropoda; Insecta; Diptera; Calliphoridae. The transcript has 2 exons.
CAUCAAAACGGAUUUAACAAGUGAAAUUCUUCAAACUGAGACGCCCAGCGCUUUAUUAAAACGCGUAUUUAUGACUAAAAUGAUUCCGCCGGUACCCACAUCAGCAGUCAUGAUGCCCACGCCUAAACAAAAGAUCGGCUUUAGCAUUGAGUCGAUCGUUGGCAACGAUGCCACUAACGCCUCAAAUGCCGUCGGUGAAAAUUUAAACGGUUCCACCAGUACAAAUUCCGAUGACAACAACUCCACCACAAAUCCCUCCUCACCACCACAAACACCGCCAGCCGGCAUCACCUCUCUAUCAGCUUUACAUAAUCCUCAUAUGCUGGCUCAACAUCCUCAUAUGGCCCAUCAUUUGUCGAUGGCUCAACAGCAAGCCUUGCAUCAACAUUUGCUUAUGCAACAUCAGCAGCAGCAACAACAGCAAAACUCACAAAAACCUGAUAUAUCGGAUAUAAUACAACGUCUACACAAUUCAGCCCAAGCGGCUCAUUUAAACUCCUCCAAUGGCCCCUAUAGUCCUCCCACACACACACGUCUCUCACCUGAUCACGAGUCAGCCAAUAACCAACAUCAAGCACCUCAGCAUCACAGUUUGAAGCGCGAAAGAUCGCCAGACAGAGGCAAUGAAAAUGUACAAAAUCCCGCACAACGUCAUCAACCUCCCCAUACACCACCCAAAUCAGUAUCACCUCAAUCUUCAUCACAUGCCUCUCCUCCACCCGCCAAUAUGUGUAAUAGUCCCGCCACUCCACAGCAUUAUGGAAAGCACUUAAGCAAUCCCAUGACACCGGGCUCCAUGCCCAUGUUAGUACCUGGUAUGCAGUCUGCCAAUAUUGUGAGACCAUUCCCCAUGGGUCCUGGUCAACAACCGCCUCCACCUCAUGGUGCACAACCCGGCAUGCCUGAUAUUAAAGCUUUACCUCCCUACAUCAAUGCGCCACCAGAAAUGCCUCCCCAACACAAUCCUCAUUUAAUCGCUGCCGCUCAAUUCCAGAUGGCUUUGCAGGCUGGCCAUGUUUUGGGACCAGCAGCUGCUGCUGCGGCCGCUGCCGGUAUGCCACCACAUGGCGGACCCUUCAUGGCUGGCCCCGGCAUGCCCAGAGACAGUUAUCCCUUGUAUCCCUGGCUGUUGAGUCGUCAUGGCAGAAUAUUUCCUCACCGUUUCCCAGGAAAUUUCUUGCUACAACCUUUCCGCAAACCUAAACGCAUACGCACCGCUUUCUCACCUUCACAACUUUUGAAACUGGAACAUGCCUUCGAAAGCAAUCAAUAUGUUGUAGGAGCCGAACGCAAAGCUUUGGCACAAUCUCUCAAUUUAAGUGAAACUCAAGUCAAGGUAUGGUUCCAAAACAGACGCACCAAACACAAACGCAUGCAACAGGAAGACGGCAAAGAGGGCUCCGAUAGAAACUCACAACACGCCAGCUGCGACGAAGAUGAUGAUGAACUCAUCGACAUGGAAAUGGAUGACUGUGGCAGUGAUGAUGAGCACGAAUACGAACAAAGUCAUUGAAAGAAAGUUCCAA